AGCUUUGGGACUAUGAAUGUGCCUUGGUUCUGGAGGGGAAGACUUUGUCGGUAGAAGCUUAUAUUGAACAAGAUGAAAAUGACCCUUCCACUUUCCUCAUCACAUGCCAAUUGCAUCAGCUACUCGGCUCCCCAACUAGAAUUCAGUGUGGACAUUUUCAUCCAGCGGAAACGGCAUCUCCGUGUGGACAGCAUUAAAGAUCUCAAUGUGACCUUAUACAACUGCUCGGUGGGACACUUAGAUUGCAGCCGCUGCCAAACCGCCGAUGCCAAGUAUAGCUGUGUGUGGUGUGGAGGAGAGCAGCCUAGCUGCCUAUUCCAAGACUCCUGCAAAGAAGAGGUCGCGGACACAUGCCCGGCCCCGUUGAUCCAUGCAGUGUACCCCCUAACUGGUCUGGUUGAAGGCGGCACCAGAAUCACCAUCACGGGUUCAAACCUUGGGCAGAAGCAUCAAGAUAUUGCAGAGACUGUCACAGUUGCUGGAAUCCCCUGUGAAGUUGAUGCUCUGGUGUAUGAAAUCUCCAGCAGUAUCGUAUGCACCACGGGCAGAAGCGGCACAGAGAGGUCCGGGCAUGUGGUCGUGGAAGUCCCUGGAGGUGGGCAAGGCAUCUCUGCUCAUGUAUUCACCUAUCAGAAUCCAGAGCUGAAAUUCAUUUCUCCAGUUCGAGGCCCCAAAGCGGGAGGAACCAGCCUCACGCUGACCGGGUCCAAGCUGCUGACUGGAAAUCCCAGCAGAAUCAGCAUUUGGGUUGGACACUUCCCUUGCUACAUCCAUUCUGAGAUGCAGGAACAUGAGUUGAUGUGCCAGACAAGCGCCAGUAAUGUGUCUACAGAGUUUUCCAUCACAGUCAAAUACGGCGAUCAAGAACGGAAGUUGGAGCAUUCCUUCUUCAAAUACACCCUUGACCCCAACAUCACCUAUGCAGAACCAGCCAAGAGUUUCCAAAGUGGCGGGCGAGAGAUAAGAGUUCGUGGGCAUAACCUCGAUGUCGUGCAGUGGCCAAAAGUCCGUGUCACCAUUUCACCUUUGGAGCGCCGACGUCGGGGAGUGGGAAGAUGGCGAAGGAUUAUUCCAGAAACAGGAUGUCUGGAGAACGCUCUCUGCAGUGUCCAGCAAUUUGAAGAGCCAUGUCAAGUCAAUUCCUCCAACCUUAUAGUUUGCAAGACACCAGCAAUUAAGCCGUUGUCCCACUCCAUUCAAGUAAAACUGGAGUUUGUCCUGGAUAAUCUCAGCUUUGACUUCAAUGCCUUUCAUCCCUCUGGCUUUUCUUAUGAAGUUGACCCCUUCCUGAAGCCCCUCAAUACAGACGACAUCACCAAACCCUACCGUCACAAACCUGGAAGCAUCAUCUCUGUGGAGGGAGAAAAUCUAGAUCUGGCCAUUUCUAAAGAUGAAGUAAAAGCCAUGAUUGGAGUUGGGGUCUGCUCAGUCAAGACCCUAACGAAGAACCACCUGUAUUGUGAGCCUCCUACUGAACAACCAGCUCCUCAACACCGGGCUAAACGGGAAGGUACCGACUCACUGCCAGAAUUUACGGUUCAAAUGGGGAACAAGAACUUCUGGCUCGGUCGUGUGCAAUAUGACACAGAGAGUCAGCUCACUUUCCCCCUGGAGGCCCAGAUUGGCUUGGGAGUGGGGACCUCUUUUGUGGCUUUGAUUGUACUCAUCAUCGUCUUCAUCUACAGACGGAAGAGCAAGCAGGCCCUGAGGGAUUACAAAAAAGUUCAAAUCCAGCUCGAAAAUCUGGAAACAAGUGUUCGGGAUCGGUGCAAAAAGGAAUUUACAGACCUCAUGACUGAAAUGAUGGAUCUCACCAGUGACCUGGUUGGCACUGGGAUUCCUUUCUUGGAUUACAAAUCCUAUGCGGAACGGAUCUUCUUUCCGGGCCACAGGGAGUCCCCACUGCAGAGGGAUCUCGACGUGCCUGAAUCUCGGAGGCAGACGGUUGAACAAGGCCUGGUGCAGCUCUCCAAUCUCCUCAACAGCAAGCUCUUUCUCACCAAGUUUAUUCACACCUUGGAAAUCCAGCGCACCUUUUCUCCAAGGGACCGGGCUUAUGUCGCCUCACUUCUCACAGUCGCCUUGCAUGGGAAACUUGAGUACUUCACAGAUAUCCUCAAGACUCUCUUGAAUGACCUGGUAGAGCAAUAUGUGGCCAAGAACCCAAAGCUGAUGCUGAGAAGGACAGAAACUGUGGUUGAGAAGCUGCUGACUAACUGGAUGUCCAUCUGCCUCUACGCAUUCGUCAGGGACUCUGUUGGGGAGCCCCUCUAUAUGCUCUUCCGGGGUAUCAAGCACCAAGUCGACAAAGGGCCUGUGGACUGGGUAACUGGGAAGGCAAAGUACACCUUGAAUGACAACCGGCUUCUCCGAGAAGACCUGGAAUAUCGCACACUGACAUUAACGGCGCUGUCGCAAGCUGGGAACACUGGGGGAGGAACAGAAGGCAGCCAGGGAGUGUUGGUGAAGGGUCUGGAUUGUGACACAAUCACCCAAGUGAAAGAGAAGAUCCUGGACCAACUCUACAAAGGGACACCUUAUUGCCAUCGACCGGAUCCAGACACGCUUGACUUGGAAUGGCGGUCUGGGCUGGCUGGGCAUCUCAUCCUCUCUGAUGAGGACGUGACUUCAAUCAUCCAGGGCAGCUGGAAGAGGCUCAACACACUGCAACACUAUAAGGUGCCUGAUGGAGCCACUGUUGCACUAGUCCCUCGUAUGACCAAGCACCUUCCCAGGGAGAAUCAGGAUUACAUCCCUGGAGAGAAAACUCCAAUGCUGGAGGAUGCAGAUGAGGGUGGCAUGAAACUUUGGCACCUGGUGAAAUCGACCGAAGAACCUGAGCUGCCUAAACAUCGGCGAGGGAGCCUGCGGGAACGGGAGAGAGCCAAAGCGAUUCCAGAGAUCUAUCUAACACGCCUUCUUUCCAUGAAGGGGACGCUACAGAAAUUUGUAGACGAUUUAUUCCAAGUGAUCCUCAGUACCAAUCGUCCUGUCCCUCUGGCUGUGAAGUAUUUUUUUGACCUGCUAGAUGAGCAAGCACUGAAUCAUGGGAUCACAGAUCCAGAAACCAUCCAUAUCUGGAAAACAAAUAGCCUGCCUUUAAGGUUCUGGAUCAACAUCAUCAAGAACCCCCAGUUUGUGUUUGAUGUGCAGACGUCAGAUAAUGUGGACGCUGUGCUCUUGGUCAUUGCUCAGACCUUCAUGGACUCCUGCACCCUCGCUGACCACAAACUGGGUCGGGAUUCCCCAAUUAACAAGCUGCUCUAUGCCCGCGACAUUCCACGCUAUAAACAGAUGGUGGAAAGGUACUAUGCAGAUAUUCGCCAAACCAUCUCGGCUAGCGAUCAAGAGAUGAAUUCUGCCUUGGCGGAGCUGUCACGGAAUUACUCAGGUGAACUCAAUUCUUUGGUGGCUCUGCAUGAACUCUACAAGUACAUCAACAAAUACUAUGAUCAGAUCAUCACAGCCUUGGAAGAAGACCCGAUCGCACAGAAAAUGCAGCUGGGAUACCGCCUGCAACAGAUUGCCGCAGCAGUGGAGAACAAAGUCACAGACUUGUGAGGUGACCAAGGGACAGUCGGGUAGAACGAAAACAAGACAGCACCCACCGCCGUCCCCACCGAUGCUCUAUGCUGAGGUGGAGAAGCAGCAGCAGCAGCAGCAGCAGCAGCAGAGGGUCAGAAAAUGCCAAGGGCGAGGAGGUGCCAGAGAACUACUUUUUCUUUUUUUUUACAGACUCUUUUUUAAAAAAAAAUAAAAAAAAAUAACACUUCAUGAUAAUAAUGAACUUGUGCCCAGAAGCCGAAAGGCUCCAUCAGAUGAACUGAGCCAUUUUCAGCCAGGAGGCCAAAUGUUAUGAAUGUGCCAAGGGAGUUAGAGAACAGUGCAGCUGUGGGGGAUGCUGGAUCUUUACACACACACACACACACACACACACCACCCUGUGAAGAACGAGGCGGGAACCUGAACUCUCGUUGAGCUUCCUACGGACUUUCUUGGAUUCCCUAGAGAGCGUAUCCUACUGGCCUAACUUGGGGAGAUUCCCCCCCUGCCCUUCUUGCUGCACUUGGAGUCUCAACACCCACCUUCCUCCGGAAUGAUGGGGGGGGGCGGAACGAGCUAAGACGAGCACAACGGACAAAGGAAGAGGCCAGAGGAAGGAAGACCCGGCUCCCAGCUUGUGAUAAAUCCCUCAAAGAUGGCGGGAAAUCGCCUCCUUUCCUCACCGUUACCUGCUCGACAUGGUCCUGAAGUUCCCUUGGGCGUGCCUUCCUGUAGCUGCUGCUUCCGGCCCUUGCCCCGUUCUGCUUUCCUAAAAGCACAAAACGACAUUACCACCAUCGCCCUUGCCUUCCCAACCGCGAACAAGGGGGUUGCUGCGCCAAUCGCUCCGCAGAAAAGAGGCCAGACCCUAUGGGAGCUUCAAGGUUUCGAGGUCCUCCCCCUCACCCUUUGGGUUAGCACUUCUCGAGUAAACACCCUUCCUUCUGAGGAUCCCUUCUUCCUAGACACCCGAAUUCACCCUUCUUCCCCCUCUGGAGAUUUUCCCGUCUUUUUUUUUCUUUUCCCAGAGGCUUCUUGGAAGGAUGACAAAGCUGGUGAUUUGCCCCUUUGAUUUUCCCCCAAGUCCUUCACCCUGGCGGGUUUUGCUAUUUGUAUCCCUAUGGCUAUCCGGGGGCCCAUUUGUUGCUAUGCCCUUCUCCUGUCUCUCUGAGAGCAGCUAGAUUUACAGGCAUUAGCAAAUCAUAAUGUUCAUCUCCGUGUCAUGACAAGCACCGCCUGCUGGUUUUUGUAACUUAAUCUGCUAUUAAAGAAGGGAAGGGGAAGCCAAGCAGAGCCCCCUCCCCUCCUCUCUUCUUUUUUUUUUUUUUUGGCCAGCUUUAGUCUGAUUGAAAUUAAAUCUCAGCCAUGGGUUUGAUAAUUAUUCCCCGGUCCUUUCUGUUAAUAGACGAGGUGAGCACAUUCGUUCUCUUAAUUUCAUCUCUUUGUCUCUUCUUCUUGUCCAUUAUCUGUUAGUAACCCAAAUCCAGGGAGGAAAAGAACCCUCCAUGCUCCAGUUAGCUAUGCUCUGAUAGAUUGGGAUCUUUGCUCAUUAGUAGUUUCUUCUAAUACCAGAAAUAAUUUCAUUUUGCCAUUCGGUAUCACAGGCUUCAGAGCUCUGCAAACCUUCUAGUACAGGGGUGUCAAACUCCAUUUCA
This is a messenger RNA of Notechis scutatus (mainland tiger snake), 5198 nucleotides long. NCBI's taxonomy places the organism in Eukaryota, Metazoa, Chordata, Lepidosauria, Squamata, Elapidae. The record is from RefSeq and is a predicted model, not a curated record.